AGUACUACAUAAACUUUGUCUUCAUUUAGGCAUUCAUCCAACAACUUCAAACAUGGCUCCCAUGCGCCUCCUUGCCCUGUCCGCUUUGCUUUGUUUGUCAUCACUAGUGAUGGUAUCCGGGAGCGAGUACCGCACUUAUAGUCCAUCUCCUUCUGAUGAAAAUGUAUCAUACAAUCCAUCUCCAGUUUACGAGACUCCAUCUCCAGUGUAUGAGAGUCCAUCAUACACUCCCUCUUCCGAGUAUGAGACACCAUCAUACACUCCAACCCCAGUCUAUAGCUCAUCGCCUGUAUAUGAAACUCCAUCAUAUACCCCAACCCCAACUUACAACCCUUCUCCUAAAUACGAGACCCCAUCAUACCCACAAACCCCAGUCUACAGUCCAUCUCCUAAAUACGAGACUCCAUCAUACACCCCAACCCCAUCUUACACCGCUUCACCCGAGUAUGAGACUCCAUCAUACACACAAACCCCAAUCUACAAUCCAUCUCCUAAGUACGAGACCCCAUCUUACACCCCUUCUCCCAAGUACGAGACUCCAUCAUACACACAAACCCCCGUCUACAGCCCAUCUCCUAAGUAUGAGACCCCAUCAUACACUCCAACCCCAUCUUACAGCCCUUCUCCCAAGUACGAGACGCCAUCAUACACAAAAACCCCAGCCUACAACCCAUCUCCUAAAUACGAGACCCCAUCAUACACCCCAACCACAUCUUACAACCCUUCUCCCAAAUAUGAGACUCCAUCAUACACAAAAACCCCGGUCUACAGUCCAUCUCCUAAAUACGAGACUCCAUCAUACACCCCAACCCCAUCUUACAGCCCUUCUCCUAAGUAUGACACCCCAUCAUACACAAAAACUCCAGUCUAUAGUCCAUCUCCUAAGUACGAGACCCCAUCAUACACCCCAACCACAUCUUACAGCCCUUCUCCCAAGUACGAGACCCCAUCAUACACAAAAACCCCAGUCUACAGUCCAUCUCCUAAAUACGAAAAUCCAACAUACACCAAAACUCCAGUCUACAAGCCAUCUCCUAAGUACGAGACUCCAUCAUACACCAAAACUCCAACAUACAGUCCAUCACCUAAAUAUGAGACUCCAUACUACCCAAACAAUGUUUACAAACCAUCAUACACCCCAACUCCAGCUUACACUCCAUCUUCUGAUUACAAGAGCCCAUCAUACGUUCCAACAUAUGGACACACACACUACUACGCUAAACACAAGGUCUUGCCGACUAUCUAUGGUGUGCAAGGUGUCAUCUUUUGUCAUUCAUGCUAUGAUUUCAAACCAAUUGAAGGAGCUGUAGCCAAAAUUUCUUGUGAAGCAAAGAGCAAGGAUGGAUACAAGGGAGAAAAAUUCUCCAUGUUGACUCCUAAAACGGACAAGAAAGGUUACUUCUUAGCUACAUUUACUCCAGAACAACUUGGUGACUAUUUGAAACCAACAGAUUGCAAAGUUUAUCUUGAAAGCUCUCCAUCAUACACUUGCAAUAUUGCUACCAAUGUGAACCUAGGACUUUCUGGUGCUCAGCUCACUUAUUCACAACAUGUUGCCGAGUACAAGAAACAAUACACCAUGGAGUUGUACUCUAUUCCACUUUUUGCUUACACAUCAAGUGCAAAAUGUGAAUACAAGCCCAAACUAAGUUAUACCCCAAAAUCAAGCUAUAAGGCUCCAUCAUAUACCCCAUCAGCCUACACUGUAAAAUCAAGCUACGAAACUCCAUCAUACACUCCAUCAACUUACACUCCAGAAGCAGCUUACAAGGCUCUACCAUGCACCACACCAACCUACACUCCAGAAUCCGAAGAGGCUCCAGAAUACGUCAAGGAAACCUAUGUUCCAAGUUAUGAAACUCCAUCAUACACUCCAAAAUCAAGUUAUGUCGCUCCAAGCUAUGUUCCAAAAUCAGAGGACAAAACCCCGGCCGGCGUCGAUUAUGGAUACUAAGAUUAAAAAUACUAUGCUUCUUUUUUUGAUAAAAGGAUUAUGUUCGAUUUGAAACUUUUUCCAUCAUAUGCUACCUGACUACCUCUUAUAAUCAUAUAUAUUUGAUUACAAUACAAGUUUAAUGAGAUGGCCGCUACCAUUGUGCCAUUUGUAUUAAUUGAAGGUUGGUUAUGCUAUUAAUUGGUUGAUGAAAGACUCUACACAUA
Beta vulgaris subsp. vulgaris (sugar beet) is the source of this 2160-nucleotide messenger RNA. RefSeq lists its product as uncharacterized. The transcript has 2 exons. The coding region runs from base 53 to 1954 and encodes 633 amino acids. The record is from RefSeq and is a predicted model, not a curated record. NCBI's taxonomy places the organism in Eukaryota, Viridiplantae, Streptophyta, Magnoliopsida, Caryophyllales, Amaranthaceae.